AUUUCUAGCAUUCUCAUUUUUCUCGCCGUCCUCCAUCGAAGUGAACGACCACGGUACGAUGGCGUCUUUCUGCCGCUCCGCCGCCGCCGCGGCCAGGUCGGCGGCUUUCCGGUCGAGAUCCCGCAUCACGAAUCCGUUCCCGGCGACAAGGUCGCCCGUCGCCGCUCCGCGCCUCCGCAGGUCCGCGGUGAAGGUGCUCGCGGGCGCGGAGUCGCUGAUGCCUCUCCACAGCGCGGUGGCGGGCGCGCGGCUGCGGUCCUGCAUCGCCGCCGACUCGUCCUGCUGGAGCUGCCUCUCCCAAGACUUUGCUCUACCUCGGUGACAAAGACUGAAGGGACGUGGGCAUUCUACUCGGAACAACACUCCAGAGGGAUCUUGUUUUCCUGUUAUAGAUGCUCGGCUUGGCGAGUCCGCAGCUAGAGAGAUACUGAACUUUGUUUGGUGGUUUGUGUUCGGGUGCACUCUUUUCUUAAUUUGUAGCAAUUCCUGGAGGAGGCUGAAAUGUCCUUUUUACUAUAUUAACCGUGCCUCUCGUGCCAAAUCUGAAAAUGUGUUUCGUUAUUCUUCAUGAAGACAAAAGCUGAGUUUGAUUCCUCAUC
This is a messenger RNA of Lolium perenne, 599 nucleotides long. RefSeq lists its product as uncharacterized. Lineage: Eukaryota; Viridiplantae; Streptophyta; Magnoliopsida; Poales; Poaceae. The record is from RefSeq and is a predicted model, not a curated record.